GGAUGGAUUGAAGUGCUUCCUUGAAUUCUGUUUUCUCACUUCUAUUGAUGUUGCCCCAGUGACAAAAUUAAGAGAAAGACGUGCAUGGAAUUAACCAGAAGGCUGCAAUUUUAACACAGGGUAAAAUAUUCUUGUAAGUACUUGAUAGUGUUUAUCACCUGCGUCAGGUCACCAUAGCUCAAGUUUAGUCCUUUGUGUACAUGGUGCUCAGAACAUGGAGGAAAAUGAUGAUGAAAAACACAGCCAAGGUGGCCAGAUGUUUGAAAACUUUGUACGAGCAUCAACAUGCAAAGGUACCAUUCAGGCCUUUAAUAUCCUCACCUGUCAGCUGGAACUAGAUCCAUUGGACAACAGAAAUUUCUAUACUAAAUUGAAGUCAAAGGUGACCAGCUGGAAGGCCAAAGCUUUGUGGAAUAAACUUGAUAAAAGAGCAAGUCAUAAAGAAUAUAAGCGAGGAAGAUCUUGUCUGAACACUAAGUGUUUGAUUGUUGGAGGUGGUCCAUGUGGUUUGCGGACUGCCAUAGAACUUGCCUUUCUUGGAGCCAAGGUUGUAGUUGUGGAGAAGCGGGACACUUUUUCAAGAAACAAUGUGCUGCAUCUUUGGCCUUUCACAAUUCACGACCUCCGGGGCUUGGGAGCAAAAAAAUUUUACGGAAAAUUCUGUGGAGGAUCUAUUGACCAUAUCAGCAUUCAGCAGCUUCAGCUCAUCCUCUUCAAAGUUGCACUUCUGCUGGGAAUCGAAAUCCAUGUGAACGUAGAAUUUGUGAAAGUUCUAGAACCUCCUGAAGAUCAGGAAAAUCAAAAGAGAGGCUGGCGGGCUGAAUUUCUCCCAAUGGAUCACCCUCUGUCAGAGUUUGAAUUUAAUGUUGUUAUUGGUGCAGAUGGUCGCAGGAACACUUUAGAAGGUUUUAGAAGGAAGGAGUUUCGUGGCAAGCUAGCUAUAGCUAUCACAGCCAACUUUAUCAACAGAAACACAGCUGCAGAAGCCAAGGUGGAGGAAAUUAGUGGUGUUGCUUUCAUCUUCAAUCAAAAAUUCUUCCAGGACCUCAAAGAGGAAACUGGAAUUGAUCUGGAGAAUAUAGUUUAUUACAAAGACAACACUCACUAUUUUGUAAUGACAGCAAAAAAGCAGAGUCUUCUGGACAAAGGCGUCAUUAUUAAUGACUAUAUUGAUACCGAGAUGCUUCUCUCUGGGGAAAACGUAAACCAGGAUAAUCUGCUGUCUUAUGCAAGAGAAGCUGCAGACUUUGCAACCAAAUAUCAGUUGCCUUCCUUGGAUUUUGCGAUUAAUCACUAUGGGCAGCCAGACGUGGCUAUGUUUGAUUUUACUUCCAUGUAUGCCUCUGAAAAUGCUGCACUACUAAGAGAGAGGCACAGACAUCAGCUGUUAGUAGCCCUUGUGGGAGAUAGUUUACUUGAGCCCUUUUGGCCGAUGGGCACUGGCUGUGCAAGAGGCUUCCUAGCUGCUUUUGAUACAGCAUGGAUGGUGAGAAGCUGGGAUCAAGGAAAACCCCCACUGGAAAUCCUUGCUGAACGAGAGAGCAUUUAUCGACUAUUGCCCCAGACUACACCUGAAAAUAUCAACAAGAAUUUUGACCAGUAUACCAUUGACCCAGGAACGCGUUAUCCAAACUUGAACUCCAGCUGUGUUCGACCUCAUCAGGUUAGACAUUUGUAUAUUAUAAAUGAGCUACAACAGUGCCCUCUUGAAAGAGUCAGCUCAAUUAGAAAAUCAGUGAAUGUCUCAAGACAUGAAUCUGAUAUUCGACCUAACAAGCUGUUAACCUGGUGUCAGAAACAGACCGAAGGGUACAGGAAUGUUAAUGUCACUGAUCUCACUGCUUCUUGGAGGAGUGGCCUUGCACUGUGUGCAAUUAUGCACCGCUUCAGACCUGACCUCAUUGACUUUGACUCUUUGAAAGAAGAAGAUGUUGUUGAAAACAACCAGCUGGUGUUUGACAUGGCCGAACGAGAGUUGGGAAUUCCUCCAGUCACCACUGGGAAAGAGAUGGCGUCUGCUGGAGAGCCUGAUAAGCUCAGCAUGGUCAUGUACCUCUCAAAAUUCUAUGAGCUAUUUAGAGGAACUCCUCUGAGAGCAGUUGAUGCUGUGGAGAAACAAAAUGGAAAAAAUGACCUCUGCUCAGCUAAAUCCUCAAACCGAAUCUUUAAUAACUACAUCAAUUUUACGUUACCAAGGAAGCGAGUACCAAAAGUUGAAAGAAGAGAAGAAAAUGAUAUGAACAAAAGGCGUCGAAAGGGCCUCGGUGAUUUUGAAGAGGCUUCAAGUUUCUCUAGUCGGGGGAUAAAUUCUGGGAAAUAUCAGGGUGACAGAGAGGGAAUGAAUCAAAAUAAAGUCAAGUCAAUGGCAACGCAGCUGUUAGCCAAGUUUGAAGAGAAUGCCCCAAAUACAUCUCUCCGGAGACAGGAGCUAGUAGAUAAGCCAGCCCUGCUCUCUUCCUCUGAUCCUCCUGCUAAUCCUCGCUUUAUUAAGCCUAAGGAGCCAAGUCCUUCACCUCCACUGGAAAGUCAGUUUCAGGCUGUAGCUAGGACUGAACAUGUGGUCAGAGAGCCAAAGCAAUCUUUGCAUGGUUCUGAUGGUGUGGCCACGGGAUCAAGAAUGAUAGAAACAACAGACAUGCAGUCCAGGCUUUCAGAAACGCUUGCAUCUACUUGUCCUGCUGCGUUUGUGAUUUCUGGAGUGCUUAAACGCCUUCAGCGUGUGGAAGAAAAAAUUAAUCAGAAGAGAGCUCAGUCAAUAGCAAAUAGGGAAUUUCAUAAAAAGAACAUUAAAGAGAAAGCAGCUCAUCUUGCUUCAAUGUUUGGAGAUGUGGACUUACCAAAGAAUAAACUACCUAAUAAAGGCCUAGCCUGUUAUCAGGCCCCAACUCUCUCUUGCCUACCAGCUCAUGAUUCAACUGCUACUUCAUCUUCAUCAUCUAUUCCCUUGGCUUAUCCUGCUGUUCAGUCUAGCAAGAUGACUGUAGGAAAGGUGUCAUGUGCGAUAGGGGUUGUGGCUGAAGUCCUUGUCAAUCUCUAUGUGAAUGACCACAGGCCCAAACCACAGGUUUCCUCCUCAGAACUGGGAUCUCUGCGAAAAGAAUUUCCUCGGACUAUAGGUGGCAGUGACAUCUGUUACUUCUGCAAGAAACGGGUGUAUGUGAUGGAACGGUUGAGUGCAGAGGGCCACUUCUUUCAUAGGGAAUGUUUUAAGUGCACCGUGUGUUCUAGUACACUCCGCCUGACAAUCUAUGCUUUUGAUGUAGAAGAAGGUAAAUUUUACUGCAAACCUCAUUUUACACGCUGUAAAACAAGCAAUAAGUACAGAAAAAGACCAUCUAUGUUAAAGAUGCAAGAGAAAGUGGAAACAGAAAUGUGGACUCAAGAGGAACCCAAGCAUCCAGACACCACCACAGAAAGUACUUCUUCUACUGUUAGCGGUCCAGAGGACAGGCCCCCAGACUACUACUUCAGGAUAGCAGAUGAACCCACCUCUCCUAAGAAGCCUAAGAAUGCCCCUGAGCACAAUUUUGAGAGCAGGUGCUCAGCCCUUUCCUCUAACUGGACUUCUGUGAGAAUCAUCCCAGAGGAAGAAAUGACCGAACAUGACCUUCUGGCCGUUCGAGUCAUGGUAACCAGUGAUGGAAGCAGUUCAGAGUUGGAAUCUGAUUUUUAUGGUGACUCAUCCAAUUCUGAAAUUAGUGAGGGACAGUUCUGGCUGCCUGAACCUGUAUCCUACACAAAGCUCCUAAGUAAGCAUGCGUCGCAGACCCCGAGUUCCAUGAAAGAAGAGGAGCGCCGUGAAAAGUCCAAAGCUGCUGAUGCAUUGCAAAGAGCCAACAGUUUCCACUCCUCUACACUGAAUAAAUACCAGAAUUGGAGAAGAAAAAUGCAAUCUAAUUUCCCUCUCUUGUACAUCAAGAGAGCUGGGCUCCAUUCACAGGAGAGCUCUGCCAGAUCUCCGAGUGCUCUUGAAGAUGAUAUAUCCCAAUCACAGUUGACAUCUCAUAACAAACCACCAGAAAUUACAAGAGGACUUUUCAAAUCUUCUAUCCCAGUGUUUCAAAGAAAGGCAAAAGCCAAAGAGACACCUGAAGAAAUCUGUCGAUAUGUGCCCCAUUACCCACUGCAGAACAGUGUUACAGAAUCUCCAUUGAUGCAUUCUGGAAAUGUUCCUUCAGUUGCUGAUGUACAUAAAGAUGAAAAUGGUAACAAGGAAUAUAAUUUGGAUAACCUGAAAGAGAGAGAAGAAUGUACCACCAGAACAAGGGACUUCAGCAGAAAAAAUACAGAUUUGUCUUCUCUAGACCCAGAAAAAAAUGAAAGAAGCCCAAGACAGUGGAGAGAACAGCCUGACCUAGAAAUAAAAAAACAGAUAAAGAACAAGUUAAUGCUUGAUGUAGAGCAGCAAUCCAAAUUACUUGAUUUGAGAAAUGCAGAUUUAAAUGGAACAAAACUGGAAUAUCAAAGCCAAGGAAUGCUAGAAAUUUCAGAAUGGAAGGAUAUUGAUGGUAAUAGGAGAAAAGACAUAUCCAAGCAAUCCAAUCUUUCUUUGCCUCUUCCAUUUGCAAAUGAUGCUUUGCCAAAUUCAUCAGCAGACACAAAAGAAAUUCUAAAGAGUUCAGACAGUUUUGUAGAAGAAUGUCUGUCUAGCCAUCCAAAAUCACCAUUGAGACUAAUUGCCAAUGCAAUAAAGAGAUCAGUUCUAGAACCCCUUGUCUCUCAUUCAGAAAGCACAAAAAAGACUCCAGACAGUAACGCCAACCUUACUUCAGAACAUAACUUUUUCAGUUCCUCCAAUACUUUAGGUCACACUGUACCUUCAAGGGAAAAUAACAGCAAUAGAGAACAUGAUGUACAGUCACAAGAAUCUAACGUACUAGACACUCAACACUUAGUCACAAACCCAUCUAGUCUCUCCACAGAGGCUUUGUUUCCAGUUUCCAGUUUGCAUACAGGUUUCUCCAAAGCUGCUGUUAGGCCUCAAAAUUCAUCUGAUGAGAAAAUGGAUGAUGUGCCCAGACUCCUAGAAAAGUUUAAUCUUGAAGAGACUCCACUGACAGCCUCCACUGAUGACUUAUGUAUUUGUAACCAGGAGAAUCUUUUUUCAUCUCUAAGGCUCAAGAACAAAAUUUCCAAGGAUAUCCUUGGAGUUCCUGCACAAAUGAAUGAUAUGUGCUUGGUCUUCAGUAACUUUACUCCUCAAAUGGAUGAAAAGGAAAAGAACCACUCCUUAAAGUCAUCUGUGUGCUUCAGUACCAACUUCCCCCACCCAAAAGUGCUAAAUAAUUCUUCCACCGAUGAGGACUCAGGCUCUGAACACCUAUCUGUCAAAAAACAAGUGGUUGUAUGUUGUUGUUCUUCCUCUGAUGGUGAAUUUGAACACAAGCCUCCAUUAGUGCUCAAGGCAAAAAGGACCCUUAAAAGGAGAAAACUAGAAAAGGAAACAAAGCAACUGGCUAAACAAGAGGAGCUGAAAAGACUCCAUAAAGCACAGGCCAUACAGCGCCAACUGGAAGAAGUGGAGGAAAGACAGAGGGCCUUGGAAAUAAAUGGUGUUAAACUGGAAAGAGAACUGCGAGGAGAAUCAGAUUCAGGCACACAGGAUGAAACUCAGCUGUUACACGAAUGGUUUGAACUGGUCCUGGAGAAGAAUAAAUUAAUUCGUUAUGAGUCUGAGCUCUUGAUUGUAGCCCAAGAACUGGAACUUGAGGAUCACCAAAGAAGAUUGGAGCAGAAACUGAGAGAGAAAAUGGCCUUUCAUGAUAGCCUAAAAGAUGAACAGGAACUGAAUGAGGAGCAUGAAAUUUUUACUGAGCUGAUUAAAGUAGUUGAAGAAAGAGACAAACUUGUGUCUUCAUUAGAAGAACAGAGAGUGAAGGAAAAGGCAGACAAUCAGCAGUUUGAAAGCUUUAUAUUAUCUAAGGGUUAUCAACUCAGCAGGACUUAACCAAAUGCAAAUGUAUGGAACUUCAGCUAUAAACAUGGUGACAGUUUUUUGACAAAGAUCUGGCUGAAAUUGAAGACAUCCUAUCAUUUUAGUAUCAAACGUUUUUAAAUGGGUACUUUGCAUGCACAACAGUGUCUCUAGUCCCACACAAUUACAAGAAGAAACAUCACACACUCAUUGUCAACAAAAAGGGCGAGUCAUUUAGUGACAUGGAAAAUGACUGAAUUCACCUAUUUGGCGGACAGUAUGUGAAAAUUACACUGGAAUUGCCCUGGUAUUCCUUUGCACUCAGAAUUACAGUAAAACUGCAGGAAAGAGUUCCUAGGCACUUAACUACAGGAUGUGGUAUUUUGGAAACAGCAAUGUUUUCCCUCCAUUUGUCUGAAUCUGUGUGUAUUUUUGUUUCUAUUUUGACAUUGUUGAGCUACAAUGCAGUGUAUUCAAGUGUCAAAAAUAAGCAUCACCAAAGUAAAAACCAGGUUAGAGUUGAAAAUAUGUUUCUAAAGAAGGAAGGGAAGGGUCUUUAGAAUGCUGUCUAUUCUCAUUGUAAAUAACAAGUGUAAAUGCAAGGUCAGACAAAUUUAAUUAUCAGGUGCAUUUGUAAGCUUGAGUGUACUGUAUGUAUUGAAUGAGGACUUAAUACAAUAUUAAAGCCUUACAUUAUGUAAAACUGUAAUUUGAUACCAAAGAGAUUACUAUUCUUAACAAAAUGUUGUAAAGUCAAAGAUCUUUUGUCUGUAGCUGACAAAAGUAAUUACUGAAAUAUGCUGGGAGAACAUUUAAAAAAUGAUUAACAUGUACACAGUAGGUUUUGCAAUGUGCAUUCUUCACAAAAGCAUGUACUGUAUCUCCAAGUUAUCAUUAUUGUAGGUUAGAAACCUAAUACAGAAUUACAGAAAAGUAUUUUCUGCAUUUGUAUGCUGAUAGUUGAUAGAAAAUCUCUGCUUUCAUAUAAACGGCAUUUACAUUGCUGCUAAAGACUGACCAUUAUAUCUCUUGAAUGCUUUUUUACCUAAAAAAAUCAGAGAAAAGCACCUUAUAGUUUUUCAUACACACAUAUGUACGCAUGCACUUGUACAAAAGCUUUCCUUAGGAUAUGUUUUCAUUUUACUGAGAGCAGCCUUCUAAAUCUGAGAUGAUUUUGUAAUUUACAAUUGCUUGAGUUUCUUCCAUUUGUAUGUAUGAUCACCUGAAAAUUCAGUGUAAAAUGUGAGGAAACUGGAGGAGAGUUUUGGAAUAUUGUUUUACCUCAUUCUGUGACUGGAAGAGCUUACUGUUCUCAUUAUUAAAUGAAAGGUGCUUAAAUGCUGUUGCUGUCUUCAGUUCAGCAGAGGCAAAGAAAAGUCUUCCAAAUGUAGUUCUUAAAACUUUAAGCUAAUAAAACCCCACUUACAAACUGGAUUUUGUUACAAUAAUUUAUAAUCUACCUUAGUUUUUGUUGUAUUAUAAGAAAUUUAAUUGUCUCUUUUUAAAGAUAAAAACAAGAUUUUAUCAUCAUCCAUGGAUUAUCAAUAUAUCUCUGUAGGGGUGAGAUAAAAUACUAUUGUUCAACACUGUUUAUGUAUUUAUAUGCAACUGUUUACAGGAAAUAUCAGUCUCUAAUAAUAAUUUAUGUAGUUAAUUAUUUCUUUGCUUUGGAUGGUAGCUAUGAACUCUACAAUAUCAAUAAACUGGUAAAGACAUUCAUAGUAGAGCAGAGGAUUAUAUCAUUAAAGUACACAAAUAGGAAGAAAAUAUAAAGUGAGACUGUCAUCAGACACAGGAAUGCACUUCUAACAUGAUGCACUGGGAUGUAGCUAUGUUACUUCCAUUAGUCAGUUGGUGAGGCAUAGCAGAAUCCUUGCACAAUUUCAGAAUCUACUCUCUAGCAUCUUUUUUUUAAUUAUGAGCUUGUAAUCUUGAUCUUUGUGAGUCACCAUCUUAAAUACUCUCUCUUUGUUUAAAGUAUACCAUUACCAUUUCAGAUGAUACAUAUAAAGACCAACAUUAAAUAAAUCCCAGAUUCAGUGUAGACUUGCCUGUGUUUUGAAUGCUAUGGGGGCAUUUGGCAUAGAAACAAACAUUUUAAAAGUUAUUGUUUCUCCUUUGAAAUCCACUAGCACUUCCUGCUUUGCUAAGGAUAUCCUAGAUUUUUUUUUUUCCUUUCUGGCAUUAUCAGUGCCAGAAGUUUUAUGCCACCAAGUAAAGUAACAGCAUGAUGUAUUCUGAGAUAUCUGUAGCAUAGUGGGUGGUACACAUAACUUCACGACAGUUUUAAAAAAUUAUAGUUUAUUACUUAGCUCAGUGCCUUGCAUAGAUGAGGAAUGUAUUACCAAAAUCCAGAAUUACACCAAUCUUCAGAUUUUGUUUUGCAGUUCAUCUUUACGAUUAAAAGAAGCCAUUCAUUUUAAUUUGUGUGACUGACAAAUCCAGUCUGUUCUAAUCUAGACAUUCACUAAGUGCUGUACUUUACUAUUAGCAUUGAAGAACUAAGUUUUGAGGAUAUUCAAGACAACAUCAGUUGAGGACACUCAGCACCUUAUAUGUAAAGGCCCAUAAGAAGGCUAGUCAGCAUUUUUCUGUAUGCUAACUUAAUUGUAAUGUGCAUGGUGCACAAAUCCCUUCCAAAUAGUUGGUCUCCUGUGAUUAAUUGUAAUCCCUCAAAUGGAAGGGGGCCUUCUCUUGACUAGUGCUAUUCCCCCACACUAAAGAUAAGUACCUUGCAGGGUCAGCUCUAGAAUAUUCACUAGAGAUGUUUUAGAAGGAGUGAAGCAUAUGGUGUGGCAAUUGGGAAGAAAGAAUCCACCUGCAUUGGCUAUAGGCCAACAUGGUAUGUUUAGCUCAAACUCCAGAAAUGUAUUUAAAUGUUUAGUUAUGAAUGUUCUUUGCCAUCAUUCUGCCUUUUCUUUAAAUUGACUUGCUUAUAAGGGAUUUAUUGGACUUAAAUCUUUGGCAUUGUUAUUGCUGAGUAAAAUGUGACAUGGUGGACUGCAUUGCCUAUGACUAA
This is a messenger RNA of Pelodiscus sinensis (Chinese soft-shelled turtle), 8933 nucleotides long. NCBI's taxonomy places the organism in Eukaryota, Metazoa, Chordata, Testudines, Trionychidae. The record is from RefSeq and is a predicted model, not a curated record.